AAAUGUGCAGAUCACAGAAUGACUAAGAGCCAAAGUGGUUGAGUUUAGAGUCUGUCCUGAAGUAGGAGGCAUUGAGCUGAGGCGGGUGCAAAGAAGAAUCUGAAAGGGGACCAAUGAUGAUGUCCUAGCAGUGUAGACACAGAGAUGUCAAGUAUACGCGCACCGAACGUUGAAGUAAGUCAAUUUGAAGUUGGCUGAAUGUCCUGGGCAGGAGAAACCGCACUGGAGAUGGAGUCCAAAGGACUGACUCAGUUCUUCCCUGUGGGAGUCAGUGGCCUUUGAGGAUGUGGCUGUGAACUUCUCCCUGGAGGAGUGGGCUAUGUUGAAUCCAUCCCAGAAGAACCUCUACAAAGAUGUGAUGCAGGAAACCUUGAGGAACCUGGCUUCUAUAGGGAGCAGUUUGGAGCACCAUAUCAUUGAAAAUAUAUACCGAAACUCCUGGAAAAAACUAAGUGGUCAAGUGGUGGAGGGACUCUAUGACUGUAAAGAUGACCAUCAAUGUGCAGAAAUCUUCGACUUCACUACACACAGUAUUGUAAACCAGAACUCCUUGCCAGGAGUGUAUAUAUGUGAAAACAGCGGAUGUGCAACGGUAGUCAUUGGCCAUUUAUCUCUAAGUGUACUUCUUAAACCUGACCCAAAGCAUGAAUCGUGCGAAGAUCAGGAAUAUGGGAAGGAAUUAUACAAUAUGGAAUAUGGGGCCCCCUCCAGUUCUCUCACAUCAUUUGAGAACUAUGAAAGUACUUACACUGUAGAGAGAAUCUAUAAAACUGAGCGUUGUGACGAAGACUAUAGAUAUGGCCAAAAUGUUGAAAAGACUUUCACUGAAGAAAAGCCCUUUGAGUGUAAGCAGUGUGGGAAGUGUUUCAGUUCCUCCAGGUAUUUUCGAAGGCACGAACGACGUCAUCGGGCCAAGAAAUGCUAUAUCUGUAAGCAGUGUGGGAAAGCCUUUGCUUUUCCCACUUACCUACAAACACACGAAAGAAUUCACACGGGGGAGAAACCGUACGUGUGCUUGCAGUGUGGGAAAACCUUCGCUCAUUCUCGUUCCCUUAAAACACAUAAAAGAACUCACUCGGUUAGGGACCUCUUUGUGUGCAAUUACUGUGGGAAAACCUUACGUCAUUACAGCUCUCUUCAAAUUCAUACAAGAAUUCACACGGGAGAGAAACCUUAUGUGUGUAAACCGUGUGGUAAAGCCUUCAUUACUUACCGCUCCUUUCGAAUACAUGAAAGAAUUCACACUGGAGAAACACCUUAUGAAUGUAAGCAGUGUGGCAACACCUUCAUGCGUUGGAUUCAGUUGCGAAAGCAUGAAAUAAUUCACAGUGGGGUGAAGCCCUAUGCUUGUAAGCUGUGUGGAAAAAGCUUCACUUGUUCUGGGUCCUUGAGAACACAUGAAAGGAUUCACACUGGGGAGAGACCCUAUGUGUGUGACCAGUGUGGAUAUAGCUUUACUCGGUUAAAUUCGCUUUUAAGGCAUAAAAUAACCCACACCGGUGAGAAGCCCUACGUGUGUAAUCAUUGUGGGAAGACUUUCCCUCGAUCUGCGUCUCUUCAAAGACAUGUCAAAAUUCACACCGAGGAGAAACCCUAUGUAUGCAAACAGUGUGGCGUUGCCUUCCCUAGUUCUGCUGACCUCUUAGAACACGAGCAAACCCAUAUUGACGAGAAACCGUACAUAUGUGAGCAGUGCGGCAACGCCUUCGUGCUGUGGAGUCAGUUUCAGAAGCAUAAAGCCCUUCACGCCGUCCCAGUGUCCUACGUGUGUAAGCAGUGUGGGAAGAGCUUCACUUCCUCGAGGUCCCUGAAAACCCACGAGAGAAUCCACACGGGUGAGAAGCCUUACGAGUGCAAGCAGUGUGGGAAGACCUUCCUGUGGUCCUACUCCCUACAGAGACAUGAAAAGACUCACACGGACGGGAAGGUCCACGUGUGUAAGCAGUGCGGGGAAACUUUCCCUUACGACAGUCAUCUCCAGGUGCAUGAGAAACUGCACUUUGACGAUGAGCCUUUUAAUUGUAAGUACUGUGGGAAGCCCUUCUUCACUCUGAACCAUUUGCAUAGACAUGAAUUACUUCACACUACCCUGGAUUCCAGUGUUUUUUAGUCAUGGGAGGAUUUUUUUCCCCCGCUUUGUGGUUUUCAUAGAAAUAAGAGAAAUCAUACUGGAAAAAGACUGGAUUUGUGCUAGCAAUGUGGAAAACCUUUUGAUUUGUUUCAUUGAAACAAACGUGCGAUGUCACAAUGAGGAGAAACCUUUUUUUAAAACGAAAAUCAAUGUACAAAUGGUUUUCUGAGCUUAAAGCUCCUUGGAAUGCAUCAAAGAGAAACGGGCCUGUGACUGCGAGCAGUGUGGUCGAGUCAUCUGCAGUCCUGGAUCUUGGAGGAGACAGGAGAAAACUCAAGCUGUAGAGAAACUUUUAUGUGUAUAUGUGGUGUUGUAUUAAAAAAAAGCCCUUUCUGCUUCCCCAUUCCCUCUGAAUAUGUGGAAGGAGUCACUGGAGAGAAACCCUUCAUAGCUAGGCAAUCUUGGAUAGUCUUGAGUUAUCACAUCCUCUUACAGACAUGAAAGAACCUACUGUAGAGAAAUCUUAAAAACGGGAUUUGUGAACUCUUCAUUAUCAGCUUCAUAGAACUAACAAGAAUGUACGUGGGGAGAAUUCCUAUUAGUGGAAACCUCUAUGAACACCAUUUGGUUCAAUGAACAGACAAGGAAAGAACUUGAUCCGGAGUGCUAAUCUUCUCAAAAGAGAUGUUCAAGGUUUCAUUUGGCACAGAUGGUAACACAUAUCGGAUGAAAACUUUUGCUGUUGAAAAACAUUGGAAAAUCUAGAGCAAAGUCCUUUGAAAUUUUUUUCAUGUUUAAUCUGAUAAAUGUCAGUAUUAUGAAGGACUGGACAUAUUUUAUUUUAUUAUUUUUUUUUUGUAGCAUGCUCCAGGAAAUGCACACUCUGGUGAGAAUGUUAUCAGUACAGUAUUUUGUAUUUAUUGAAAUGUUUCAGGGGCUGAUAGGGAUGAGUUAGCCUUUAAGAGCAUCUUCUGCUCCUUCCAAAGGACAUUGAGUUGGCCUUUAAGAGCAUUUGCUUUUUAGCACCACGUCACAGGGCUCACAACUGCAUGUGACUCUAGUUACAGGAGACACACUUGUACACAUAAAAAUAAAGCUUAAAUAUUUUUCUAGUCUUUUUUUUUCCAAAAAAAAAAAAACUUUUGUUGUAUAUCAUGUUUACCCAGAACUGUUAAUCUUCCAGCUUCCAGCUUUUGAAUGUUUAAAAUGAAAUGUCUCUGCUUCCACAUUCACCGUCAUUAGCUCCUGCUUGAGAGUCCAUCUCUUGGCUUGUUUUUAAAUUUUACUCUACAAAAGCAAGCAGUGAGCAGAGCAUUGAGCAAUGUGGAAUGGCGGCCUAAUUACAUGAACUGCAGACCAGUGAGACCUACAUAUGAAAAAUGCUCACAGGAAUAGAAAGUGCAUUUUAUUACAUUUGUGACACUUCUUAAAGCAAUCAUGUAUUAGUUUAAUAGGUGAUAUCUUUUUGUAUUUAAUAAGUAGAUGCUUCUCAUUGUAAAUUAUGUUAGAUUCAUUGGUAAAUUGAUAUUUGAAGUAUGCCAGUCCACAUAAAUGUCUUUAAAUGCAUUUUAGUAUUUAUGUGUGAGCAUGUGAGGGUAUGUAGACAUAUGCCCAUGGAGGCUAGAGUGCUUUGGAGAUAGUAUUACAGGAAUUGUGACAUGUUUGAUGUGUGUCAUGGGAUCAAAAUCCUAGUCUUCAUGAUAGAACAGUAAGUACUCUUAACUGCUGAGCCCCCUCAAACCCUGCAUAAGUGUAUUGUUUUUCAAUCAUGUUUAAUGGGUAGUUUAAAAAAUGGCUUUGUGAGUAUUGGGAUAGUCCUAUUGGUUUUAUUUGGCUAAUUAUAAGCAUUUUGUGUAUAUGCUUAUUUUUCACGAAAAAUGUGUGUGUGUGUGUGUGUGUGUGUGUGUGUGUGUGUGUGUGUGUGUGUGUACGUACGUAGACGAGUGUGUUUGGAGGGCAUUGUUUAUGUGUUGCUGGUAUGGUUGGUGGUGUUCACAAAGUGAGCAAAGUAAUAUAUUGGGUGUCUUGCUCUAUCUAUCACUGUUAUUCCCCCUAAGACAGAGUCUCACUGAGCCUGGAGCUGGGCAGCAGGAGCAUUUCUUGUGUCUGUCCCCCCAGUGCUGAGUAUAGAGACACUCUAGAAGUUGGCUCUGGUUCUUCCUCCCAGCAUCAUGUUCCCAGAAAUAAGACUCAGACUCAAAAUAUAUUUACAAAUGCCUUAGCCAUAUUGCUAAGCUCUUUUCUGGCUAGAUCAUAACUAAAGAUAACCCAUUUAUUUUAACCUCCAUUCUGCCAUGUGGGUGCUUACCUGUGCUGAGGUACCAAGCACCUGUCUAGUUACAUCUUCCUGGGCAAAUCUCCUACCUCUGGCUCUAUUCCAGAAUCCUUUCUGCCUCCUGGAUGUCCCUCCUUGCAUUUCCUGCCUAAGUCACGGCCCAUGAGCUUUUUGAUUGAUCGGUACAAUACAGAAGGUAUCUUCUCUAUAGAUAACUCAGUCAUUCCCAGCUUCUUAUUAAUAGGGAAUGAAACUUGAGUCCUUAUGACUGCACAGCAAGUGGCUCCCCACGUAGCCACCUCCUCAGGCCUAAACCAGUCUUAAAUUGAUUGUUUCUUUUAUGUUGCUCUCUCGUGUGUUCUCACAAUCCUGAGUAUCUGUUCUUUUUGACUUUGAAGUAUUUUCAAAAUAUUUUUUAGAAUAGCAAAUGUUAGGGUUGAUUUUGUUUUGGUUUUCCUAUUCAGAAGGUAGGAAUAAGUAUAUUGUAAUCAUGGGUCAGCCUGUCUUUCCAAGUUGACUUAUUUCUUUUGAGAAUUUCAUACACAUAUACAAGAAAAGAGAAUCAUGCAUAUCCACUGUUUCUCCUUCCAAGCCUUCCUAUUUCUCCCCAACACCCCCUCUUAACUUUGUCUUUAAAAAUAACCUGCUAGUCUAGUUAGUGUCGUUCAUACAUGCAUGAGUCUGGGGCCAUCUACUGGAGGAUGGGGGACCUACCAGUAGUUACAUCUUCACUAGUCAUUCUCCACCCCCCAGCAGCUAUUCACUACCUGUAGCUUCUCAGUAAGGGAGAUGCUGGGAUCUGGGCUGACUUAAUCUUACAAUGUAGGCCUUGUGCAUGCAGUCACAUUUGCUAUGAGUUCAUGAUUAUAGUAACCAUGUCAAAAGAAAAAAAAAAAAGAACCCAGCAUUUCACAGCACUUCUCCCUCCCUCUGGCUUCUGUAUUCUUGUUGCUUUUUCUUUGAUUGUCCCUGAGCCUUGCUGAUGGUGGAGACUAAUAUAGCUGUCUCAUUUAGAGGUACCCAUUCAGUCUCUAUAGCCCUUUGACCAGUUGUGCAUCACUCCAUUGACAGCUGUCCACUGGGAAAAGCAGCUUCUCUGACCAAAGUGGAGAGCAGUCAAGGUCUGUUGGUGUCAAGAGCUGAAUGGAUGGCAGGUACUCAGUGUUUAGAGUGUUUUUCUUUGUCUUUUUUCAGAUGGUGUCAUGUUACAUGGCCUUGGCUAGCCUGGAACUUUCUAUGUAGGCAAGACUGUUGUCAACUUGUGCUUAAUCUUUAUUUUUAAGUCACGAACUAUUAGUGUGUGUGUGUGUGUUUAUGUAAAUAUACUGUGUAAAUUUUGCUUUUCAUGUAUAUUUCAUUUUCAUUGUAAUUUCUCUAGCUAUUACACUAAGAGAUUUAUUGGUGUUACUGCCUUAGUAAAACCACGUGUUCAAUACAUUUACUAACUCGGUAUACGUGGUGAGUGAGUGGCUCAUCUAUAAAAGGAUUCUCCACAUUACUUCUGGCAGAGCUGGUGUUUGGAUUUAGGAGGUCUCAAAGGGAUUAGUUCUGUAGUUCGGUGUCCCCUGUGUUGGAUGCACUGAGGGGUAACUGAAGUUCUGCUCUUGUAACCAUAACAGUUGCUACCCAGGAGACUGAGUGCUGGAUUUAAGGGAGUGCGAUUCAUGAGGUAUGCUGUGUGAUUAGUCCACCAGUGAGUUGGAGGUACUUUCCUAUUUCAUGAAUCAAAAUGUUUCACAGUUUUUCAACUUAAGAAUGCCUUGUAGUCAUUCAGGAACAUUGUUCACUGGUUGGAGGCUUGGAACAUGUCCUUGAGUGGCAGAAGAUGUGUCUAGCUGUGUGAGGUGAACAACAGUGUUCUGGAUCAUUUUUGCAUUUCUUAGUUUCUUUUUAAACACUAAUAUUUACUAUAAGAUGAUGGAUGCAGUUGUCCGCAUAUAUAGGUGUGCCUAGAGUUUCCAUAACGUUACAUUAUGAUAAGUAAAGUGCGAGGUCAAGAAAAGCGCUUUACACUCAACCUAGUGGUCGGCACACCUUAGCCUAGUCUACAGCAACAGUUUUGGCCGCACUUACGUUUUCUUUAUGUUGGAAAAAGGGGCUUUUUCUUUGUACAUAAUUUUUUUAUUUCAAUGUUUUUUUAAAUUAUUAGCUCGUAUGUUGGCAAAGUUAUAGGUUUUCAAAUGACAUUGUAACCCAGGUUUCCAUGUACUUUAACCAUAACCACUAACUGUUUUUUCUGGUUCCGUUUCUUCUUCCCAGUGGGUCUGUUCUCCCAAGUAGACUCCCUUAGUUCAUCUCUCUAGUUUGUUUACAUUUUGAUUCUGUUCGAUAUAGAAGGGACACCAUUUGGAACUGAGUUGACAACUUACUAUCAAUCUCCAGUUCCAUCCAGAUUCCUGCCAAUAACAAUUCUUGGUGACCAAGAAUAGUCUAUGUUUCUUAUAUAGCACAUUAAAAAUUGAAAAAUUUUAGUUUAUCUAUUGAUGGGCACUUAGGCUGAGAUGGGCACUUGGGCUGAUCCUAUAAUUGAGAGCAGUCAGCAGUUGUGUAGGAACAGGAGCACAAGUGUUUCUAGUAUUAUCUGACUUAGAUUCCUUUUGUUGCAUACUAAGCAGUAGUACAGCAGGAUCAUAAGGUAGUAGUAUAUUUUGAUUUUUGAUGAAACUUCUGUUUUCCAGAGUGACCGUGCUAAUACACAUUGCCAGGAGCAGCCGUACAUUCUCACCAGUUUGUGUUAUAGUUUGGUUUCUUGAUAGCUAUUCACACUGGGGUAAAGUUAAUUGUAUUGAGAAUUUUCAUGUAUUUAUUGGCUAUUCGUACAUUGUUUGAGAAUGGAUUGUUUCUACUUGUGUUGAUUCAGUUACUUGUUUAUUUGUAAUAUAAUUUUUGUUGCCUUGUACUGGUUUUCUCAUUGUGUGUUUCGUGUACCUAAAAUUGCUUUUAAGCUUGCUGUGUGUGUGUGUGUGUGUGUGUGUGUGUGUGCGUGUGUGUGUGUGUGUGUGUGUGUGUGUGUACUUUUUGUCUGUAUGUUAAUCUCUUGUCAGAUGAAUGAGAGUCCAAAGAUAUUCCCCCACCCCCAACUCUGUGGCGCGCUCUCUCUCUCUCUCUCUCUCUCUCUCUCUCUCUCUCUCUCUUAAUAAAGAAUUGUUUCCUUUUUCUUUAUAAAAGCUCUUUAACUUCUUGCAGUGAUUAACUCCCAUUUAUACUUUGGGGGAUUUUGUUUGUUUUUGUUUUUAAUAUGGGUUCUUGCUUUGUAGGCCUGUCUGGACUGGAAUUUGCUGCAUACAUGAGGGUAACAUCUAAUUUACAGCUCUCUUCCUUCCUCUGCUUUCUGGGUGUUAACAUUAUAGUCCUGAGCCUCUAAUGUCCAUUCCCAAUUUGUCAUACUUCCUGUAAACUAUUAGAUUGAGAAUGCCAUUGUCCACGCCUAUAGCUUCAUGUAUUCUGUAGAUUUCCCUCUGAGUUUCAAGUUUUGUAGACCUUAUGUUAAGCUCUUUGGUUCACUUUGUGUUGCUUUUAUACAGAAUAAUAGAGGGAUUUAGGGCUACUCUUGUACAUACAAUGCUGAUUUCCUAUUGAGGCCACUUCUUAUCCUUAGCGUGAUUUGGGUGCCUUUGCUGAAACCAGAAGGAGUGGCUCCAUGGUUGUUCUGGGACCCUUCCAUUGCUCCGUGUGUCGGUUUUUAAGUUAUACUAUUUCACUCUGCUUUUAGAGCAUAAUUUAAAUUGGUGUAGUAAGAACUCUAGCUAGCAUUACUCUUUUUGCUCAGUGUUGCUUUGACCAUUUGGAGUGUUUGGGUUUUCUUACAGUUACAGGAGUGUGUUCUCUAUUUCUGGAAAUAAUGACAUUGGAACUUUGAGGGGCAUGUGUGAAGUCUGAACAGCUUAGACUUUUUCAUAUUACUAUGGUGGUGAUUUGUGAGCAUAGGAAUGGUUUCCCUUUUCUAGAGCAUUCAGUCUUCAGUGUUUUUAGAUUGUCACGAUGACCUCAGCUUGACUAAGUUAUUCAUAGGUAUAUUUGACUUUUUGUCUGGUCGCUUGUUUCUUGGGCUUUUGGAAGACAAUUUUAAAAAUUAUUUUAUCACCAUUUUCAUUAUAUAAAUGGCUACUUGGUUUUUCUAGACUGACUUUAUUGUACUACUUUGGUGAAGUAAUGAUUGGAUGUAAGAGUCUUGGUGCGGCACUUUGGGUCUUUUAAGACUAUGAACAUAGGAGCAGUCAAGAGCACUGGCUCUUUUCCUAGAGGACUGAGGCUUGAUUCCCAGCACCUGUGUGGCACCUCACACCUGUAACUCCAGUUCCAAGGAAUCCAACACCCUCCUCUGAUCUCUGGGCAUCAGACAUGCGCAUGGUGCACAGAUAGACAGGCAGGUAAAACACCCUUACCAGGUAAUAAUAAUAAUUUUAAUAAGAUGAUCAUAUUAUCUAUAAAUAGAGAUUUGGCUUCAUUUUGCUUCCAUUUUUCUUUCCUCCAUGCUCAGGGUUGAACCAAGGAGCUUGUAUGUGGUAGGCAAGAGGUGUACCACUGAACUGCAGCCGCACAAUUGGAUCUCUUUCCUUUCUCUUUUUAAAUGUUCUAGCUAAGGAUGCAGGAGAUGUGUACAGCAGUGUAGAGAAGGUGUGUAACUUCUUCUUGUGUAACUCCUGAUAGUUGAAGAGAUGCUUUUAGUUUUCCUAUUUGGUAUAAUCUUGGCUCUAGUUUUGCUGUGUGUAACAUUUCUUACAGUGAGGUGUCUUCCUCUUCCUAAUUUCAGGAUAUUUUCAUCAGGGAACAUAGAGCUUUGAAGUCCACUUCUCCAUGUAUUGAGGUGAUCAGUGGAUCCUUGAAUAUCUAUAUUUUCUACAAUUAGUGAUUGAUAUCUGUGGAAAGAUGCUUAUAUGCAAAGAAUGAAAUUCACCUGAUUAUAGUUUGUGGUGUUUUUAAUAUGUUGGCUUGCUUUGAGAGUAUAAUAUUGAUUUUUUUUUCUAUUUUCAUCAAGGAAAUUGUGUUAUAGUUUUCUUUGUUGUUGAGCCCUUCCUGGUUUUGGCAUCAUGGUAAUACUACUACCUUUUAUGAAUAAAUUAGUAUUUCUUCCCUUUAUAUUUAGUGAAAUAGUUUGGGAAGCUUGGUAGAAUUCAACAGUGAAUUUGUCAAGUCCUGUGCUUUCCUUGUGGAGACAAUUCAUUUCUAGCUUGAAGAUGUUUCCCUUUUUCACUGUUCACAUUCCCUUGACUUUUCAUCUGUUUUGUUGUUGAGAAUUUUAUGCAUGCACAUAAUGCAUUUUGAUCAAGCCCACACACUCCCCAUUCCUUCUAAUUUUUCCAUCCCUCACCACUUUUGUUCUCAAUUUCAUUUGUUCUCUUCCAUGUUUAACCUACAGUCUCCUUAAUGCUUCCAGUAUAUACAUGGGUGCAGUGCCAUCUUCUUUGGCAUGACUAGCCUCUCCCUUACCCAGCAGGCAUCAGUUGCCAAUAGCUACUCAGGAGUGGGCCUUUCUGCACACCUCCCACCUCCAUGCUGUCAUUUUUGUCUCGCUUGUAUUUCCAGUCACAGCUGUUGUCAGUUAGUAGGUGCAACUGUCCUGUUGUAUCUAGCACACACUGUUUGGCUGUAAUAAUUCACUCUGGCUCUCACAUUCUUUCGGCUCCCUCAUCUGUAAUGAUCCCUGGUCCUCUGAGAGAAGAAAUGUGAUGUGUGUAGAUGCUCCAUUUAGAACUGAGCCCUCCAGAAUCACUUAUUUUCUACAUGUUGACCAGUUGUGAAUCUAUUCAUUAUAAUCUACUGCAAAAACAGUAAUAAAACCCAUCUUCUGUGAUGAAGAUACAUUUUUCUAUGGGUAUAAAGAUACCCUUUAACAGAAUAAUAGUAGGUUAGUAGAAAGUUCUCCACAUUAAUGCUGCCAGACUUGGGUUUUAUCUUGUGGGUUGUGUGAAAUAGGCCUGAAAUCCAGUCACAGUGGUUGGUUAUUCUUGCCGUACUCAUGGCUGUGUCUUGUCAGACUGAUCUGUAAUUGUAGCUCAGAGGCUUCUCAGCUGGGUAAACACAGCAUCAUCUAGCACUAUGAAAGCUAGCCAGUAGGCUGAACUCUCUAGGUCAGUAUAAGCUAUGAUUUCUUAAUACUCUGUGACUCAAUGUGUGGUGUCUUCAGUAAUAAGGUCUUACUGUCAAGUUCUGUGUGGUAACCAAGGACAAUCGCAAUAGCCUAUAAUAUUUGGAGGGGGAGGUCUAUGAAACCUCCAACUUUUGGCCUAAUUUUGAUAUUUCAUAUAUGUCUUGAAAUUCUCCUUGAUUUCUUAGUUUAUUGUAAUAUAAGUUUUCAAAGUGUCCUCAAAUCAUUCUCUGGAUUUCAUUUUCUGUGUAUUGUAAUCUCUCUUUUCAGCUCUAACUUUAUUCAUAUGAAUAAAUGUAUAAAAGAAAGCAUAAGAUAAUAAACAAUGAAGUACUUAAUUAAAGUUUGUAACUAUUAUGACUGCCUGAAAGUUGUAUAUGGAGCAGCUACAGGGUUGAAGUUUUUUGAGUGGUCACCCCUUCUCAGUGUACUUUUUGGUGAUGCAACUGACUUUGAGUCACCCUUAUUCCUGUAAGUAAUCCCUUAUUGAUACUCCUGUAAGUAAAUCUCAAUAAAAUCAUGGUUCUCCAAA
Mus musculus (house mouse) is the source of this 10966-nucleotide messenger RNA. It is a transcript of the gene Zfp871, whose product is annotated as zinc finger protein 871. Bases 320 to 2110 code for a protein of 596 amino acids. Gene Ontology annotation, cellular component: nucleus; chromosome. The transcript has 4 exons. Gene Ontology annotation, molecular function: sequence-specific DNA binding. NCBI's taxonomy places the organism in Eukaryota, Metazoa, Chordata, Mammalia, Rodentia, Muridae. Gene Ontology annotation, biological process: positive regulation of DNA-templated transcription; regulation of DNA-templated transcription. The record is from RefSeq and is marked validated.